UCGUGGAAGAGGCAACAGACUGGGUGCUGGGACAGGAACAGACAGGCAAACGCACAGGGUGUGAGGAGCCGAGUGUGGCAGCGUGGGGUGCAGGCCGAUCCUGGGACCAUGGCCAAGCUGGUGGAGUGCGUACCCAACUUCUCAGAGGGAAAUAACAAGGAGGUGAUUGAUGCGGUAGGGCAGGCCAUCUCUCGGACACCAGGCUGUGUGUUGCUGGAUGUGGAUGCUGGUGCCUCCACCAACCGCACUGUGUACACCUUUGUGGGGUCCCCUGAAGCUGUCAUUGAAGGGGCACUGAGUGCGGCACGAGUGGCUGGACAGCUGAUUGACAUGAGCCGGCACACGGGUGAACACCCUCGCAUGGGGGCUCUGGAUGUCUGCCCCUUUGUGCCAGUGAGGAAUGUCAGCAUGGAGGAGUGUGUCACCUGUGCCAACGUCUUCGGACAGCGCUUGGCAGCAGAGCUAGGGGUGCCUGUUUACCUGUAUGGAGAGGCAGCACGGAAGGAAAGCAGGAAAGCUCUGCCUGCCAUCCGCACUGGGGAGUAUGAGGCACUUCCUGAGAAGCUUGCAAAACCAGAGUGGGCUCCUGAUUUUGGGCCUCCAACAUUUGUCCCCCGGUGGGGGGCCACAGUGACAGGUGCCCGGACCUUCCUUAUUGCGUACAACAUCAACCUGCUGUGUACCAAGGAGCUGGCUCAUCGCAUCGCCCUCAACCUCCGUGAACAGGGUCGUGGUGCUGACCAGCCUGGGCGCUUGAAGAAGGUGCAGGGCAUUGGCUGGUAUUUGGAGGAAGAGAAUAUAGCCCAAGUUUCAACAAACCUGCUGGACUUUGAGACCACUCCGCUUCACGCCGUCUAUGAGGAAGUUUGCCGAGACGCAGAGGCACUGAACCUCCCUGUGGUGGGAUCCCAGCUGGUGGGGCUUGUCCCCAAGAAGGCCAUACUGGAUGCGGCUGAAUUUUACAUAAAGAAGGAAAAACUUUUCAUUCUGGAGGAGGAACAGAAGAUUAGGCUGGUGGUCAGCCGGCUGGGCCUGGAUUCCUUGUCUCCAUUUCACCCCCAGGAGCGCAUCAUCGAGUACCUGGUGCAGGCAGGAGAGGUGGAUGAGGGGCUGGUGUCCAAGCCAUUGGGUGCCUUUGUGCGAGCAGUUGGUGGCAGAUCUGCAGCACCGGGAGGAGGCUCUGUGUCUGCAGCUGCAGCUGCCCUGGGAGCAGCACUGGGCAGCAUGGUGGGACUGAUGAGCUAUGGGAAGCGGCAGUUUGAGGAGCUGGACCCCAUCAUGAGGAAGCUGAUCCCUCCGUUCCACCAGGCUAUGGAUGAGCUGGUGGCAAUGGUGGAUGCUGACUCCCGUGCCUUCAGCAGUUACAUGGAAGCUAUGAAGUUGCCAAAAGGCACCCCUGAAGAGCGGGAGAGACGCACAGUUGCCAUGCAACAGGGGCUGAAGACAGCAGUGAAGGUUCCCUGUGCCCUGGCAGAGAAGGUGAGUGGGCUCUGGCCUGCUCUGAAGGACCUGGCACGUCACUGCAACCUGGCCUGCAAAUCUGACAUCCAGGUGGGAGCCAAAAUGCUGGAAACAGCUGUGUUUGGAGCUUAUUUCAAUGUCAUGAUCAACCUCAAAGACAUAACAGAUGAGAAGUUCAAGCUUGCGAUGUCACAGAAGAUCUCUGGGCUGCUGGAGGAGGCGAAGCAAGGCUCGACACUUGUGUUGGCACUGCUGGAUAAGCGGCUGGCCUGAGAGGGGCUUGAGGAUGGGCUUGAGGCUCUGCAGCAGCAAAUACAGCUGGGAACUAUGCUUGUCUGUUGCCUGAGCUCCUUUGGUACCCAUCUCAGGAGAGCUGCCCUGCUCAGGCAGACUCCAGUAUUAUGUCCCCUGCUGACCUUUCCAUGGCCAAGGGUGAAUUUUGCUCUCUAGGGCUUGGACCCCAGUGUCCAUCCCUGGGGCAGAAGGUGGUGUCUGCAUUGCAGUGUCUGGAGCCACAGAGCUCCCAAGAGAGGGAAUGGCCCUGGAGGACAUGACCAUGCAUGGGCACCUCCUGACUCUGCACACCCCUGUGUGUUUUCAUGUCCAGCAAAUCAC
Molecule: messenger RNA, 2076 nt
Organism: Dryobates pubescens (Downy woodpecker)
Lineage: Eukaryota; Metazoa; Chordata; Aves; Piciformes; Picidae
Gene: FTCD
Product: formimidoyltransferase cyclodeaminase
Exons: 14
Coding region: 109-1734 (541 amino acids)
Molecular function (GO): folic acid binding; transferase activity
Source: RefSeq, a predicted model, not a curated record